AUGGAAGUCCCUGUGGAAUUUGACAGUAAAAAUCUUAUGGUGCAUCCCAAGCAGCCAAAGAGCGCAUCGCCGCUAGGCUUAUAUACAUCACGAUCGUCAUCGUGGUCCCGGUCUUCAUCAAGCCGUCGCCAAAGGUCACCAUCUUCUGAGAUCACAGAGGGCACUUAUACCGACCAAAUUCAUCCCGAUACAGUUCGCGUGGUCAUGAACCUCACAUUUGACGGCAAGGAGAUCAAAGACUUCCGGAGCCCAGCGUUCGAAGCGUUUCCAUGGACAAAACCCGACAAGUACGGGCAGCUAGUGCCGCAAGAGUUCAUGAAAGAACAUCAAGAGACACGCCCGGAGUUAAUGACAAAAGCAAUAUACCUCCGGUACGGCACUUGUCAGGUGAAAGGACCGAGCGGCCUCGAGUACGACAGCCGGGUAUCUAUUGUCAAGGACCACGAAGAUCUGAGUGAGAGUGCCAUCAGAGGCAUCUGCGAUUUCAUCUCGAAACAUCCCUAUCAAGAUUUUCACCUCCGGGUCUACUGGGACUAUGGCUGCGCUCAGAUCAAGCCAUUGACAGAGCAGCAGUUAGCGAACAGCAUGUCCAAGUCUUAUGCUGGGAUGAUCAAGAAGGAAAUCGAACAGAAGCUCGUGCGCAACUUCCAGACACAGCGAUACAUCGCCCGCCGUGAUCUGGAUGUCUUUCUAGAUCCCCUAGUGAUUGAACAGGUUGUCAAGGAAGACGAGACUCUGGACCUCGACCCCGAAGCCGAGGCCAGGUUCCGCGCAAGGAUCCAGAGCCGGGCGCCCAAACUGUUUCUGAUCUGCCUAUACCGUCAUUUAACUAUGGCCUUCCUUAAACACCUGAUGGAUGCGCCACAUGACUGCCAGGACCUCCCCAAAUUCCGGCCAUCAUUUGGAAUGGAGUGCCAAGAUCUCAGGCACGGCUGUACAACACAUGAGAUCAAGCAAUUCGUUGAAUGCCUACCCAUAUUCUUUGCCGAGAAGAUAACGCGCGAUUACCAGUAUCGCCGCCUCUCCCCGUCCAAUGUUUUGCCCCUGCAUCACACUGGCGAGUACGACGAUAAAAUAGCUGACCACGCUCGUCUGCCGUUGGGAAAUGGCUCAUUUGGAAAAGUCUAUGCCGUGAAGAUCAAUCUGGCGCACAAUGAUGGUGAUGUCGUCCACGGGGCCAGAACGGCUGGGAUCCUUCAUGAACCACUGGUGCCGGCUGCGGGCUAUGAGAGUCCUGAUCGACAAUUUGCAGUCAAAAUAUUCGACUCGACUGACCGAAUGGCGUUUGAUCAGGAGAGAGUGAUGCUGAAGCACUUCGCCGAAUACCCACAUCCCCACAUCGUUCUGCACUUGACAAGCUGGACGCAAGAUGAAGCGCACUACAUUCUCUACGACCGAGCCAGAUGCAAUCUGCGGACAUACACCACCGAGGUGCGACGACCGGACCUCGACAGACCACAUGUCCUUUGGUUCCUCCGGCAGCUGGACGGGUUGGCGAGAGCAAUCGGUCACGUCCACUACUCUAAGAGGCCCACGUUGGCCGACCCGACGCCCGCGGAUGAGAAGUAUGGACGACACAACGAUAUCAAACCCGAAAACAUACUCGUGUUCGAAAGGGCCGUCAACCAGAACCCAGUGUUCAAGCUCACGGACUUUGGAUUAGGAGUCUUCACCGACGCCAAGGUGGGAAACAGGUCCCGGGAGACUGCCAAUGUGCGCGGCACUCAGACAUACUGGGCACCCGAUCAUGACCGGAAAGGGAAGAUUUCGCGUCCGUUCGAUAUGUGGGCACUAGGCUGCGUGUAUCUCGAGCUUCUCGUCUGGCUCUUUGGCGUGUUCCAGGACAAUGACGGGCCCAGCUUUGAGACCCUUCGGCAGGAAUAUCCCGGCCGCGUUCCAACGGCCGCGGAAGAUCGAUUCUGGUACGCGACGGGACAUGGGCGGAGGAAGGAAUACCACCUCAAGCCUGCAGUCACCGCGCUCAUUCAUGAACUCCGAACGAAGCAUUGUGCCGAAUUGAGAGCCUUCCUCCACGUCAUCGACGCGAUCGAGGAGCUACUGGAUUGCGACCCGAGAAAGCGGAUGGCUGCCGACCGUCUCAUGGUGUUGCUGGCUUCAGUAGUGACCCAGGCUGUUACGGAUCUCGGCAAACAACCCGACUUCUACCUAGUCCAGCACCGGAAGAAUGUCGGUGAGCCAGAUUCGUCGGCCGCGUCACUCAGACUGGGGACCGAGAGGAUAGAUCCCGACAUUGGCGAUCGUUCGCCUGUGAGCCGAACCCCUAGCCGUGCGCACUCGAUCAGCGGCACCGCUUUCUCGCACAUUGGAGCAGGGUCUAGCCGUCUACCGCAUGAGGGCUCGCCAGGCGAGGCCGGUGACCUGGGCAAAGAUCUGGAGGAUCUCAGUGCUCCAGCUCCACCGGACGAUACGUCGUCAUGA
Cladophialophora carrionii CBS 160.54 is the source of this 2439-nucleotide messenger RNA. RefSeq lists its product as uncharacterized. Lineage: Eukaryota; Fungi; Ascomycota; Eurotiomycetes; Chaetothyriales; Herpotrichiellaceae. The transcript has a single exon. Gene Ontology annotation, biological process: peptidyl-serine phosphorylation; peptidyl-threonine phosphorylation. Gene Ontology annotation, molecular function: ATP binding; protein serine/threonine kinase activity. The coding region runs from base 1 to 2439 and encodes 812 amino acids. The record is from RefSeq and is a predicted model, not a curated record.